ACUGCAAGACGCCGAUAUUGCGUUACAUUCUACCAAAAUGGCGGCUGUCAUUCAGAAUCCACUAAAAGCGUUGGGUGAUCAGUUCUACAAGGAUGCCAUUGAGCAGUGCCGCAGCUAUAAUGCCCGCCUGUGUGCCGAGCGCAGCGUCCGCCUGCCGUUCCUGGACUCCCAAACCGGGGUGGCUCAAAACAACUGCUACAUAUGGAUGGAGCGUCACCACCGCAAUCCCGGAAUGACAGCGGGACAGAUGUACACGUACCCCGCCCGCUGCUGGAGGAAGAAGAGGAGACUCCACACCUCCACAGACCCCCACUUGGGAAUCUACGGUCUUCAACUAGACAACGGGCUGAUGUCCAGGGACGGGUUGCCCGCGCAGAGCACAACGCUGGAAGCUUUGCUCCGAGGAGAAGGUCUGGACAAGAGGAACAACUCCAAGAACGAUGAGGACAGUCUCCUGGAGAUCCAGAGGGUCCUGGAGGCUGACGCAGCAGAAGAUGCCUUUAACGACGACGACGACUUCGAAGUGGACACGCCCAGGAGGAGACAUCGGGGCAAAGGAAGAGGUCGAGGGUCCGGCCGCAGGAGGGCAGACCUGGACGACGACAAGCCGUACGUCUGUGACAACAGAUACAAACAGAAACACAACUCGAAAGCUUCACCAUCAGUAUACGCGAAACGCUACAGAAACCGUGCAGGUCUAAGUUACCACUACACAAAUUCCCACAUGGCAGAAGAGGAGCGAGCGGGGGAGAGAAGCACCGUCCCCCCGUCCAGAUCUCCCUCCGUCCCACAGACUGACCGCCACAAACGUCCAAAGGCUCUGGUUGGGACCAGCAUUCCCAACAACUGCAUCAAGAAAUGCCAGUGUGUGAACAAGAAAGCUGUUAAACCAGGUUCCCCCUGCCCCACCUGCCAAUGCACAACUGACCGCGGAGACGAGAAGGACGACGGGACGUUCACCGGAGCAGAGGAGCUUUUCGGAACCACCUCCGAGAGCGACACCUCCACCUUCCACGGCUUCGAGGACGACGACCUGGAGGAGCCUGCCACCAACGGCACCGCCUUCCCGGGCCGGCACAGAUAGAGAGUCCGACCUGAGUCCCGGAGCUGAUUUUCAGAACGAACCUACGCUGCUUCUUUCUGUUGCCGAAAGCACAACGUGAUUUCAGGACCGAGUGAAGUUUUAUCUACUGUUGAAUAAUUUAUAAACUCUUUUUUUAUAUAUAUAUAUAAACAUAAAUAUAUAUUAACUUUUAAGGACGCAAACUGACUUUUUAGAUUUUGAAGUGUUUUUUUUUCUUUUCACUGGAGCAAAAGGAACUGAAAUAUUUUGAACAAAAACACUGGAGGAGUUGGAACAUUUUUAAAGCGCGACUGAUUUUUGUCUGGACGUUGAUCGGAUGUGAGAAUCAAACUGCGACAGUGAGGCCUCUUCCUGUGUGAAGGUGGAGCCAAGAACAAUAUUUAAUAUUUUUAUGAGAUCUGAAGUGGAAAAAUGAUUGACAGGAGCUAAAGCGGCAGAUCAAACCGGGCAAAUGAAGAUACAUUUCAACGGUCUCAACGAGCCACUGUUUUAUAUGCCUGUGUUAUCAAGGCGAUGGGAAGGAUCUGCGGACCUGGAGCUGCUUUUAUUUCCACCCUCUGGACCACAGGGAAGGCCGAGGACUCAACGGUCCCGUUCUUGUUUGGUGAUCUGAUGUGACAAUUUAGACGUCAUUACUCAUCACUGUGCCAGCCUGCCGAGCUGACCCGGUUACCAGCUCUGAUGACAGCCAUAAACCCCGCCCCCCCUCAUGAGGCCAUGGAGACAGUCCCGGUCUCCCUCGCGACACACUGAUCUCCUGGACCACUGGAUUACUCUCCCACAGUGAGACUGUCUUUUCUCUCUUGUAUAAUAUUAUUUAAUCAUGGAUCUUCAGAACCGACUGUACAGAUACCUCGGGCCCGGUCGCCUCAGGCGGAUUGUUCCAGACUCUGUGGCAGAUCCAUGCGAUUGUAAUCAUCGAAGGACUCUAACGCUUGAAUACACUUCGCAAUAAGUGGCGGACUCUUCUGGAAACUUUGCUCCGAUCCAAAACUUGGCAAAGACCUCGAUCGCCUCAUGACUAAAUGAAGGUGCUCGAAUCUACAAGCCACUGGUUGCGCUCACUGUCCUGAACGACCUGUUUGUUUUCCGAUCCAUUGAUCCUGACCUUGAGCUUCUGUAUCCCACCUCUCCUCCCUCAGGGACCCUCUGCACACCCCUCCGUGUCUCCCUACGGUAUUACUCUUCCAAGUCUUUAAUCACGAACCUGCUGUAUCAGUAAGUCGGAAGUUACGGUUCUUUAACAAAGUCGCUUGAUAGCCUGUUUUACCUCGACGACGGCUAUGUCCAGAUGACUACGUUUGGAUAUAGAGAUGUCCAUACUACCAUUUGCUACUUUUACCAUUUGCUUUCACCAGGCUUGUGGACCAACUAGACAAAGUUCCAGAUUUAAAAAAAAAAACCUACCCGUGUGAUAACCUUCUUGUUGGUGUUUUUCCGUCGGGCAAACAAGUGUGCAUUUCUUCUCUAAUGUGGUGUAUCCGUUCUCUGCAAGUGAGCAACUGGUCUAGUUGCCCAUGCAAAUGUCAAACCCUGAUUUACUAGUCAUGUGGUAGUAUGGACGGCUAGAUUCUAAAAUGAAGUGAAAUUGUCUGUUCGAGAAAUGUAGUUGUGUUGACAUAGCCGACGACUCAGCAAUAGGCCCUAAUGCUCCCGGGCCAGCCCCGCUGGGGCAGCAGCGACGGGCCAUCAGGGCAGGAAUGGAGCCAAGAGGUGAUGAAAUGGAGAGCUUUUCACCCUCAACUGUACAUACAAGUCCGAAAUGGAGCAAAUGAAGUCUUUUGUUUGUUAAACUAUUUUUAUUGUUCCAGGAAAAAAAAUAAAUGAUUCAUGGAAACCGCCCUGUCCUGACCCCUGGUGGUGGGGAGUGGCAGCCCAUUUCAGGGGAAAAGAUGGGCUGUGCUGAACUGCUGUUGCCUGUUUUGCGGAUUCUCUUCUGCACUGUUGUCAUUCAUGCCUAUGUUUGCUCUGUCUGCCUUGAAAUUAUACAGACAUCUAGCAACAAUUUACAGAUGUGGUGUUAGGUAAGUAUCUUUGGUGGUCUUCUAAGACACAGCUGAGAUUGCCACCUGGUGGCGUGAAAUUAUUAUUGCAUGCAUUCACAAGGUCAGGCUGUGGACCUCCUCAGGCUCUGGCUACCAAUAAGAUGUUUGGUAACUACAUGACACUCAGCCACCUGUAGCUGUAAUAGGAUUGAACUCAUAAGUUCAGAUUCAGCGUGCACCCAUUGGAAUAUACAUGCCUUGCAUCUGUUUUUGCUUGUCCUGAGAAAGAGUAAAAUCAGCUAUAUAUAUAUAUAUAUAUAUAUAUAUAUAUAUAUAUAUAUAUAUAGCCUGGGUUGACAUCACACCCAAGCGACCAGACCUGUUUUGCCUUACAGAUCUCAAUGCUUCCACAGGUUCCUCUGGUUGUGUGUCAUGGCUGGGUCACCCAAGGCCGAACAGUCGAAAUACGAAAUAAGUCAUAGCAGCCAUCUCAGUAAAACUGCAACAAUUUUAACUUUGCCCUUCAAAGUUCAGGUGCUGUAGCGGUGGCGCUCCAUGAUGGUCCAGCUCACCUGGCCUCCACAUCCCAAAAUGAGGCGUCGUCGCUGACCCAAGGGUUGGAGGGUUCCGUCGGCGACACAAAUGGGUCGUACUCCAUGAAUUGCUCAGUGUAGCCCAUCAGACUGUCGGCCACUUUUGAGACCUUCAUGCAGUGUCGGUCCAGCUGGAUGUUCAGGAAGGUGAUCUGUGGGGGGGAACUGCCUCAGCGUGCUGCCUCUGCGAUUGAUGACCCGCCGCCCUCACACCCGGCGACUCACCUCCUUCUGGACAUCCUCUUUGGUGGGUUUCCUGCUCUGCUGAGAGCUGAUGUGGACCGGACUGGGCUGACUCUGGCCGUCGUCUGGGACACCGUACACGGACUGCGGAGGAGAACAGACGAGCUGGACCAUCAAGUCAAGACGUCACUUAAAAAAAGAGGAGCACCAGAGCGACCUAGUGAGAAAGGAGUCACCUGACUUGAGCUUCAGCCUGCAUGAAGAUGAACUCCCACUUCCGGGCGAAGGCACGCUGCAGCCGGGCGAGAUUCUCCUGGAGGGACCGACCACAAGCAUGGCAGGCAGGAUGGAGGAUGGAGGAGGAUCUUUCUGGAAUAUGCUUGACCAGCAGAAGAUCUGAGGCAGGGAGGGGUGUGGAGGUCCGUGCUCGAGUCACCACAUGUGGAGUCUGAGAUCUGAGCAGCGGACAACGCUAUGCAGCAGCGCAGGAAGAAGAGCGCGCCCCUUGCCUUUGCCUUGACACCUGAGAGCGCCGCCUUGUGGUCACCACAUGAACUGCAGGGUCUUCACCAUGGACUCCAGCUGACUCACCUUCCCCAGCAGAUAGGCAGGCGUCUCUCUGGAGGCAGAACCAGGGUGAGAAACAAGUCACGGUCCAUAACUAAAGCGACCUCCCGCGUCCUCACCCGGGGACCAGUGGUCUGAGGGGCGCGGCCUGGGGUUCGGCCUGCUGAGGACCGCUGCUGGACUGAGUCUCUGCCGGAGAGUUCUCCUCCUGCGCCGCCAGGAAAACCAGCCGCUGCUCUGAGGGGACGACACGCGCUGACGUUAGAGCCAAACAGCACCAUCCAGUGGCGGGUCACGCGUGGCUCCCUGCCUGCCCAGAUGACAGCUGGUAUCUGGGGAUCGAGCUCUUACCCUCGAAAGCCUUGGCAGCGUCCACCAGGUGAGCCCAGUCCAGCGGAGCGUCCACUCUGGAGUCAGGCAGCGGCAUCAGAACCGGAUCCUGCGGCUCCAGCGUAGACUCGGUGGCGGUCAGAUCUCCUGGACAAAGGGACGAAAGGUUAACCUGAGUGUGGUGAUCCAGGACCGCGGCGUCUUCGGAGAGUUACCGAGGGACUUGUGUGAGGUCCGUCUGCCGGCGGUCUGGCGUGCGGUGGGCGAGCGCGGCACGGUGGAGAAGCUGAAGAGGUCGGUGGGCGUGCUGCGCUGCUCGCCGCACGAAGGCUCCCGCUGACCGCUGUAGAUGCUCUCGUCAGACAGCGUCCUCUGCAGGGAGCGCCGGGCAGGCGCGGCCCCCGGGAACAGAGGCUGGGGAGGAGCGUGCGGCGUCAGAGAAAACGCUCAGAUCAGAACUCACCCUCACUGCCUCACCUUCUCCUCACUGCUGCUGGGUGGCGGGCUGUCCAGAGUGAUGAGCUUCUUCAGGUCCUCCUCCAGACUGGACUUGGCCGUGUGGCGCUGAGGCGACUGGGAGCCCCGCAGGUGGGCGCGCAGCUGCGGCUGCCCACCCAGCAGCCCGUCGCUCUGGUGCCGCCUGCACACAAGCCGCGCCUCAGUCUGCUGCUGCGCCUCUCUCAGCUUAGUGAAUUUUGUUUCACUGAAUUUUUUUUUUUUUAAAUGGAGGAAAAUAUGUACAGUAUAUUUUACAAAAAACUUUUUUUUUUGUCUAAUACCUCAAACAACCAUCGAGUCAUUGUGUCCCCUGACGGUUGAGUCUUUUUUAUGUUCUAAAUGUGACUGACUAAUACAAUUGACCCCCUGAAAAAUAAACAUGACUUGAGAAAA
Synchiropus splendidus (mandarinfish) is the source of this 5633-nucleotide messenger RNA. Its product is annotated as zinc finger protein DPF3-like. Gene Ontology annotation, cellular component: nucleus. NCBI's taxonomy places the organism in Eukaryota, Metazoa, Chordata, Actinopteri, Syngnathiformes, Callionymidae. The transcript has 17 exons. The coding region runs from base 38 to 1084 and encodes 348 amino acids. The record is from RefSeq and is a predicted model, not a curated record.